This is a messenger RNA of Malaya genurostris, 7025 nucleotides long. RefSeq names its product tyrosine-protein phosphatase 10D (gene Ptp10D). The record is from RefSeq and is a predicted model, not a curated record. Gene Ontology annotation, molecular function: protein binding; protein tyrosine phosphatase activity. The transcript has 14 exons. The coding region runs from base 942 to 6080 and encodes 1712 amino acids. Lineage: Eukaryota; Metazoa; Arthropoda; Insecta; Diptera; Culicidae. Gene Ontology annotation, biological process: protein dephosphorylation.
UUGCAAUCAGUCUGAGAGAAGCACGAGAGUUGAGCUGAGCCCAACUCGCGUUCCGUCUGUUCGCCGUCGCGAGCUAGUCUGGUAUAUCCGUGUAGUCAAAUAGUGCAAUCUACAUCUUUUCUUUUUUUUUCUCGAGCUGCCAGACUGCCUAAAAGUUGAAAAAUCGUGUGUUUUCCAUUCAUCAAUCGUCAUAGUUAUCGAUGGAUGAUGCUUGUGCAGAUCCCAAGGGGCCUAAUAUUCGCUGUUCGUGUAUGCAAUUCUCAUAAAUGCUAACUCCUUGUCUUUUCGCGUCGAUGCAAACUAAGGUCGACAGUUCAGCAAAUGCCCAUGGAUUCGUGAUUCCAACUAAUUCCAAUCGCACUGCCAACGGGUAACACGGCAAAAUAUGGUUUGAGGCAAUUAUUCUGCGUGGCGACACAGCGAAGCAAAUGGGUGACGGAUGUAUGUAUACAAUCGUGAUACAUAUGAAAAUGAAUGAAAUGUUAAAAUUCGAGCUGCUGCCUGUGUGAUAUGGUUUUAUGCGAGUGUAGGCGAAGUGCGAAGGGGAAGUGAGUAAGAAAAAUAGUGAAACAAUGAGCACUUCGGUUACUAGCAAAAUGAAGAAAAGUGAAAAUGUUUCAACCGAUAUUGGCAAGUUCGGCCGUUUCUGCGAAGUGAAUCUUUGCAGCUAGCUACGAAAGUCUGCGUUUUAGUAAAUCCCCUAUUUCGUGUUUUACUAGCUCAAGUUUUUCCCGUGCUCACUAUCGGCCAUCGGCACAGUGCAGAAGGUGUAGAGUGCUGUGUUCUAUUCAACCAUUCUCGGAAAUCUAUAUUUUAUGAUCGUAAAAAGUCACCAGAGGAAAGUGGAAAUAUAAAAAAAAACAAAAGAGAGAAAAAAAAAGUAAUUCCAUCGCACCUACACACAUCUAUAAAACCAUCUAUAUAUUUAGAAACUUGUAAACAUGUAUUCUGCUGCUGCCAUAUUUGGAUAUAAAACAUCAUGCAUCUCACUCGCGCUAGCAUUGAUUUCCACUUUGAUACAGAUUUGUCGAAGUGCCGACCUUGUGAUAGAAAUUCCCGGAAAUCUCGGUCUCGAUGAUUCAUACUACCGUCUCGAUUACUACCCCCCGGUGGGUAAUCCAGCACCGAACGCCACAAUUGCGUCGCGCGACGUUGGCGACGAGAUCCAGUUUUCGAACGGACAGCCCGGUACGAGGUACAACUUCUGGCUGUACUACACCAACUCGACCCAUCAUGAUUGGCUCACGUGGACAGUGUCAAUUACGACUGCCCCGGAUCCACCCUCGAAUCUGUCUGUCGCAGUACGCUCGGGAAAAAGUGCUAUCAUCAGCUGGAGUCCACCGUCACAGGGAAACUAUUCGGCGUUCAAGCUGAAAAUCCUGGGGCUGUCCGAUAAUUUUGCCACCAAUCAAACCGUCGCCGUCGAGGACAAUCAGUUCCAGCAUGUGUUGAGAGAUUUGACACCGGGUGCCACCUACCAGGUGCAGGCGUACACGGUUUUCGAUGGCAAAGAAUCGGUCGCUUACACUAGUCGAAACUUCACUACAAAACGCUAUCGUCAUAAAGACCUGUUGGAAAUAAAAAUCCUGCGAGAACCAAACACUCCCGGGAAAUUCAUCGUAUGGUUCCGCAAUGAAACCACGUUACUUGUCCUGUGGCAACCACCAUAUCCGGCAGGAAUUUAUACCCAUUACAAAGUAUCUAUCGAGCCACCGGAUGCUUUGGGUAGUGUUUUGUACGUACAGAAAGAAGGUGAACCACCAGGCCCAGCUCAGGCAGCAUUCAAAGGGCUGGUCCCAGGUCGAGCAUACAACAUCUCCGUGCAGACGAUGUCCGAAGAUGAAAUUUCACUACCGACGACUGCACAGUACAGAACGGUUCCACUGCGACCGAUGAAUGUAACGUUCGACAAAAAAGCAGUAACCGAGAACUCAUUUAAGGUGCUCUGGGAAGCUCCAAAAGGUAUCAGCGAAUUCGACAAGUAUCAAGUAUCCAUAUCGGCCACCCGACGUCAGCAGGCAGUCAUACGUAACGAUAACGAAAACAUGGCGUCGCUGGAGUUCAAAGACAAUCUAGAUCCCGGCAAGACUUAUCAAGUUAUUGUUAAGACAGUCUCAGGUAAGGUAACCUCCUGGCCUGCCACCGGAGAGGUUACACUGAAACCAUUGCCAGUCAAGAAUCUCUACACCUUCACUGACAGUAAAACGGGCAUCAUUACUAUAUCAUGGGCUCCAGAUGAUGCCAGUACUCAAGACGAGUACAAGAUCAGUUACCAUGAGCUGGAAACGAACAACGGAGAUGCUAGCACAAUGAAUACCGACAAAACCACCUUCGCGUUAGAAUCAUUGCUACCAGGAAGAAAUUACUCUAUCACUGUGCAGGCCAUUUCGAAGAAGAUGGAAUCCAAUGAAACGGUCAUAUUUGUCGUAACGAGACCAUCGUCGCCGAUCAUUGAGGACUUGAAGUCGAUCCGCGAAGGACUCAACAUAAGCUGGAAGAGUGACGUCAACUCACGGCAGGAGAAAUACGAGGUCACUUACACCCGCAACGAUACCAACGAUGGCAAAAUAGUACUUACCACCGAAUCUAGGCUAGUGUUUACAAAUUUAUACCCGGGAGCCGGCUACGAAGUGAAGGUAUUUGCCGUAAGCCACGGACUGAGAAGCGAGCCCCAUUCAUAUUUCCAAGCGGUCUAUCCUAAUCCACCGCGCGACAUGACAAUCGAAAAGGUAACAAGUAAUUCAGUGUUGGUACGCUGGAAACCACCGGAGCGAUCCGAGUUCACAGAAUACUCCAUUCGAUAUCGCACAGAAAGCGAAAAACAAUGGAUUAGAUUACCUUCGGUGAAGGUAACGGAGGCAGACGUCACGGAUAUGACACCGGGAGAGAAAUAUACCAUCCAGGUGAACACCGUAAGCUAUGGGGUCGAAUCACCGAAUCCACAGCAGGUCAAUCAAACCGUUCGCCCGAAUCCCGUUUCCAACAUCGCGCCACUGGUUGACUCGAACAAUAUCACCCUGGAGUGGCCUCGCCCAGAAGGUCGAGUAGAAACGUACAUCAUCCAUUGGUGGCCCACCGAAUUCCCCGAACAAAUUUAUAGCAAUAACGUGUCAGAAACCAGUACUAUUUAUCCGUACUCAGGAAGUGGUAUAGGCGAUGAAGAUAAGCUGACUGAUGAGCCACCAACUGUUCGAAUCCUUAUUGGAGACCUUAUGUCUGGUGUCAUGUACAAUUUUAAGAUCCAAACUGUCUCGUACGGAUUGACCAGCGAUGUUACGAAAUUACAAACGCGCACAAUGCCACUCAUCCAAUCCGAAGUUUUGAUUGUCAACAAUGUACAGAUGCGUGAUACCGUCACACUGAGUUACACACCUACACCUCAGCAAUCAUCCAAGUUCGAUCUUUAUCGAUUCUCGUUAGGAGAUGUAAACAUUCCUGAUAAGGAGAAGUUUGCAAACGACACUGAUCGUAAGGUCACUUUUACUGGUCUUAUCCCGGGACGUCUUUACAACAUAACAGUGUGGACCGUAAGUGGUGGAGUAGCUAGCCAACCUAUCCAACGACAAGAUCGAAUGUAUCCAGAUCCUAUCACAGAACUGAGCGCUAGUAACAUCACCGAUGCAGAUAUAAUCCUUAAUUGGGACAUUCCAAAGGGCGAAUAUAAUGCAUUCGAAAUUCAAUACCUCAAAAAUGAUUCCCACUACGUGCAGAAUCUAACCGUGAACAAUCACAUCACAAUCACCGAUCUUAAGCCUCACCGUAACUACACUUUUACAGUAGUCGUUCGUUCGGGUACCGAAUCCAACGUGCUGCGUAGCAGUCUUCCUGUUUCUGCGAAUUUCCAGACCAAAGAGUCGGUCCCCGGACGAGUCGAUAAGUUUGCACCCGUCGAUAUUCAGCCUAGUGAGAUCACAUUUGAAUGGUCACUCCCACCAAACGAACAGAAUGGUAUUAUAAGACAGUUUACCAUAACUUAUGGGCUCGAUGGAUCCCAACAUACACAAGCUAAGGAUUUCAAACCUGCCGAGCUACGGGGCACCAUAAAGACUCUACUUCCGGGAAAAACGUACAUCUUCCGUAUCCAGGCCAAAACCGCAAUCGGUUACGGCCCGGAGCAAAUGUGGAAGCAAAAGAUGCCGAUUCUGGCUCCACCCAAGCCAGAAACGCAAGUUGUACCGACCGAAGUAGGCAGCAGUGCCACCACAAUAGAGAUUAGGUUCCGCAAGCAUUAUUUCAGCGACCAGAACGGUGUCGUGACCACCUACACCAUCAUCAUUGCCGAAGACGACAGUAAGAAUGCUUCCGGUCUGGAGAUGCCCAGCUGGUACGAUGUGCAGUCGUAUAGCGUAUGGCCUCCGUAUCAGGUCAUCGAACCGUACUACCCGUUCAAGAACAGUUCCGUUGAAGACUUCACGAUCGGAACGGAAAACUGUGACACCCGUAAAUCGGGAUACUGCAAUGGACCCCUCAAGUCUGGAACUACGUACAAAGUGAAAGUGAGAGCAUUCACUGCACCGGAUAAAUUCACCGAUACUGCGUACAGCUAUCCUAUUCGAACAGGAUUGUUAUCAGUUGACGCACAAGACAACACAUCACUGAUCGUUUCGAUAACGAUCCCAUUAUUCAUCAUUUUGCUGCUUGUCGGAACGUUACUAUUCUUACGUCGACGGCGGCAUACGGGUCGCAAGAAGGCAACCGAACAGCGCGCAAACGACAAUAUGUCUCUACCAGAUAGCACAAUGGAAACAAGCCGUCCAGUACUAGUAACAAACUUCAGCGAACAUUAUCGGUUAAUGUCGGCCGAUUCAGAUUUUAGGUUUAGUGAAGAAUUUGAGGAACUGAAACAUGUGGGCCGCGAUCAACCAUGCACAUUUGCCGACCUGCCGUGCAAUAGACCUAAGAACCGUUUCACCAACAUUUUACCAUAUGACCACUCUAGAUUUAAAUUACAACCUGUAGAUGAUGAGGAAGGGUCGGACUACAUCAAUGCUAACUAUGUUCCGGGUCAUAAUUCACCGCGAGAAUUCAUUGUCACGCAAGGUCCUCUUCAUUCAACGCGGGAUGACUUUUGGCGGAUGUGCUGGGAGAGUAACUCGCGAGCGAUAGUCAUGCUAACUCGUACCUUCGAGAAAGGUCGCGAAAAAUGUGAUCACUAUUGGCCACAUGAUACAGUGCCAGUAUACUACGGUGAUAUUAAAGUUACGUUGCUGAAUGAUAGUCACUAUCCUGACUGGGUCAUAACCGAGUUUAUGAUGACGAGGGGUGACACACAGCGCAUUAUUCGCCAUUUCCAUUUUACCACGUGGCCCGAUUUCGGUGUGCCAAAUCCUCCUCAAACACUUGCGCGGUUCGUGCGAGCCUUCCGUGAACGUGUGGGGCCUGACCAGAGACCGAUUGUGGUGCACUGCAGUGCCGGUGUUGGCCGGUCUGGCACGUUUAUUACUCUCGAUAGAAUACUACAACAAAUACAGGUAUCGGACUUCGUCGAUAUCUUCGGCAUUGUCUGGGCAAUGCGAAAAGAACGUGUCUGGAUGGUUCAAACUGAACAGCAAUACAUAUGUAUUCAUCAAUGUUUGUUGGUGGUUUUAGAGGGUAAGGAAGGUACCGAACGAGAGAUACAUGACAACCAGGGCUACGAAGAACCCGGCGAACCAGAUGCGGCAGAAGAUCGACAGUUAAUAGAAACCGGUCCAGACGAUACUGAAGGCGGUGGUAUCUGCGAAGCAGUCGGUAGUGACGAAGACAGAAAUAUGCAGAAUAACUGUGAGCAAGGUGAAGUAAAGAGCAAUAGUAGCAGGACUGAUGUUGCCAAAUAUGAUGAAAGUCAUUGCCAAGAAACAGAAGUGAUAGCCGUCGAAGUACAAGCAAACCGUAGAAAUAGUAAUAAUCAACAGCAAUCGAGAGAUGACGAUAUAGCUGAUAAGAGUAAUAGUAACAGCAAUGACAGUAGCCAAAACGGUAAUCAACCAUUGAUAGAAUCUGUCGAAUCAAAAUCGGAAGGUAUUAAUAAUAAUAAUAAUAAUAACAAUAACAACGAACAGCAGUCAAUUGGAAACAAACUGUGGAAAGAAGAAAGAUGACAGUUAGAGAACGAUAGUGAUAACAGAAGCAGUGGUAGGAGUAGUAUUGUUAUCGCUAUCAACGACGAUAGUCAUGCAAAUAGUGCACAGAUCAUUCGCGUCGAAGGCGAUGAUGUGGAAGAUCGUAAAGACGACGAAACGGAGAUCGACGUCGGAAUCGAUUCCGACGAGGAAGAUGACGACGAUUCAAACGAACAGCGAGAGCUACUGCUGCACAAAAAGAACGAAAAAAAUAAUCUUAAUACAGAGGGAGGGAAUGAACGCAUCCGUUACAAGCACAACUUCGUGGAAGAUGAAGAAGAUGAGCAGGACGAUGACAUAAUCGUUAUCGUCGAUGAAGAUAGCAACCUCUGUGGUGGUGGUGUUAGCGAUGAGCUUUAUUUGAAGCUUAGAGAAAUGGAUGACGAAGGCAUCGCAGAAUCAGGAAUGUAACCACCGCGGAGACAUGGACCGUUGCCAGAAGAUGUGACACAGUAAUCAUAUCUAAUAGUCAUGGAAUCUUGAGAAAAUUCGUCAUUUAGCUAUUUCGGUCAUAGACAGAACAACCACUCGAAAUUAAACUUAACAUACUCCAGCGUACACUCGAGAAAAAAACAUAGAUCACAAAUUGUAAAUAUAUAAAAAAUCUGCUUACUCGUAGAGAGGAGUAAAAGUUGUCAUUGUGCUACUACGUAUUCUACCUUUUAAAUGUCGAUAAACGAAAUGAAAGUGCAUACGUUACAUGUAAUCAAGAAUUCUUUUAUGUUCUUGACGUCAUCGGAAAAUCAAAUCAGUAAAACGAAACGCAGUUAAUGUGAAUUUUUAUUGUAUUUAUGCAUGUGCAAUGGACACUCAAUCCAACCCUUUUAAUUAUUUUUUGUUGUACAUAAUGUAAGAUGUAUCAUGGCAACUUUUAGUUACACAAUAUUUUAAAUCUUACAAUAAAAAGAAAAGAUAUCAUAUCAA